GUUCUGAUGGUUGUGACUUUGCAUCGGAAUCAUACUUCACUCGGGAGUUGCUGCCCUUGAUAAGGGUGCUCAGGGUUUGUUGUAUUCUUUGAUCGUGGUUUUGAAAUUUUGAAUCGUGUGUUAGAUUUUACAGUUCGAAUGCUAGCUUGGAAUCUAGUCUUCUUUCUUGUUUCUAAUUUUAUCUGACUUUUGUUUGUCAACGCUUUGCGUUUUGGAUUUUUGGGCGUAUGCUUUUAGCAUCAUGGCGUUAAAACCUGAAAUUUCUGUAGAUUCUUUUGCAAAAUUCAUUUUUAUUUUGGAAAUUUCUUAUUUUAUCAUAUUAGCGAGACUAUUCUAUCUAGAGAAUUGGCUUUGUCUUUUGGGUUUGGUCUAUUGUUCGUUUUUGUGAAAUCUUUCUGACUGGCAAAAUGUUUCAGAUUUAAGAAUUGGAGAUUGAGUUCUUGGCUGGGAUAUUUAUAUUUUUUAAUAUAAAGAAUUUGGUCCACGGAAUAUUUGUUGUUAAAUCUUCUUUCAAAGGUAGUAGUUGGACAGUGAGUUCUUGGCUGGGUUAGAAUUGGAUAUUUUUGGGGUUUGGUCUUAUUAUAGGUCAUGGUUGUAAAGUCUUGCUGAUUGCCAAAUUCCUUUCAGAUAUAGUAGCUGGAGAUUGAAUUCUUGGUUGGGUUGUAAUUUCUGGACGCCUUCAUCGGUUCUUCUCUAUAAAAUAGACUGCAGUUAUUCCCAAGCUCUUUAUUAUAAAGGGAGAUUAGGUGUUGAGGAGAUAAGUGUUAGCUUGGUAGCCAUUUUUGAUGGGCACAAUGGUGAAGAAGCUAGUGAUAUGGCCUCCAAGCUUUUGCUAGAAUACUUUGUUCUGCAUAUGUAUUUUAUCCUUGAUCUUAUCUACUCUUCAGUCAUGAAGAGUUCUUCUGAACGAUUGACAUAUAGUGGAGUACAGAACUUAAUUUUCCAAGAGCUUAAUUUGGAUGAAGGGAAAAGAUCACAAUAUAUGGACAUAGGCAGGUCUAGGUGGAUGUUUCCUAUAGUUUUUGAGAGAUCGUUUCAUAUGCUGAUGCUAAAAGAAUCAUUGUUGAGAGCAAUCCAUGAUAUCGAGGAAACAUUUUCUGAGGAAGCUCUUUCUAAAGAUUUUGAGUCCGGCUCAACAGCUAUUAUCAUUCUUAUUGCAGAUGGUCAUAUUUUAACUGCUAAUAUUGGUGACUCUAAAGCUAUCAUGUGCUCUGAAGAUCCUCAUCAUUCUUCCGAAGUUAAUUCUUCCAAGUUGAGGGCCCGAAUUAGACGUAGAGCUACAUAUUCUGCCAAGAAAAAUGGAAAGUUUAGGCCAACAAAGUUUGGAAUACCAAGCUAUCUUGUUAAGGAGCUUACCAAGGACCAUCAUCCAAGUAGAGAUGAUGAGAGGAAUCGAGUAGAAGCUGCUGGUGGUUAUGUUGUGGAAUGGGCUGGUGUUUUCCGUGUCAAUGGUGAGCUUGCUGUAACUCGUGCAAUUGGUGAUAUGGCUUUUAAGAGCUAUGGUGUCAUAUCCAGCCCUGAGGUGACAGAUUGGCAUGCAAUAACUAGCAACGAUAGUUAUCUGGUUGUUGCGUCUGAUGGUAUCUUUGAGAAAUUAACCACACAGGAAGUCUGUGAUCUGUUAUGGGACAGGGAGAUGGAGGUUAAUGUCAAUUUAGAAUUUGUUCCGGUGUUAGGCCAAUCGUUGGCUGAUUUCAUAGUUAAGAGUGCUUUCGAGAGGGGCACUACAGAUAACAUGGCAACUAUAGUUGUUCCGCUGAGAUCCUUUGCUGUCCCCGGUGUGGUCCUGAAAGCUGGGUGUGGUCCAGAAGGAUGCUUUGAGCGAUCAUCUCGUGGAUCGGAAAAGUUUAUACAUGGAAAUUCAGGUAAUGAUGCACCAUGUACAAGUUUGAUGCCAAUGGAAUAUAUUGACCAAAUUAUGCUAAAAUUUAAGCGGUUGUUGGUUGCAGCCAAAUACAAGAGAGUUGGUUGCUUUUACCUAUCUGAAAAUCUCAAUGAGACAAUGGAUUUUGCUUUUCAAGGCCCAAAAGGUUAUCAAAAAGAUGAAGUGCAAGACUUGUCUACUGCUUUACCAGCAUCAGACAGAGCCACCUAUAUUGGAGGUGGAUCUCCUGAUUUAUAUGAUGAUCAUAAAUUUUGUUCUUUCAUUGAUAUUCAUCAUGAGCCAAACAAAGGUCAAUGUGCAAGUCCUGAAGUUUUUGCAAAACUUCUUGGUUUGCUUGAUUCAAUUCCUUAUAAUGAAACCAUAUCAGAAUCAGUACAGCAUGAAGUGCCUAACUUACGGUAUAUACUAAAGAGAAGGUUUGACCGUGGAUCAUACGGUGAAGUAUGGCUGGCUUUUCAUUGGAAUUGUUCCUAUGAUGUUGAUAUGCCAACGAAAAUAAAGAAAAACCAAUUCCAUUCCUUCAGUAAUUUUCGUCUUGAUCAACAUAAUUUUAACUCAAGUGGAGAACCAAGCUUCGAGGAUCCUAGUGAUGGUAAUUUUUUCAUUUUGAAGCGCAUAAUGGUUGAGAGAGGGACUGCUGCUUACUUAAGUGGGCUGCGUGAAAAGUAUUUUGGUGAAGUCUUCUUGAAUGCGUCCUUGUCCCUAGGGAGCUCUAUGGCUGCAAGAUCAUUAACCACCUUGCCAAUAGAACUACGGUAUGCUGGAGACUUUAUCUUAGAUCCUGCCACCACAUUUCCUACAAAUUACAGAACAUUUAGUGGAAGCUAUGAAGAAGGUCUGAAUCAUAUAGCUCGGUAUGUAGAGUCCUUUGAGUCGGACUCAAAGGAAAUAUGGCUUGUAUUUCGGUAUGAAGGGAUAUCACUAUCAAAACUGAUGUAUACAGCCAAAGCAACAAAAUUAACUGCCGCAGAUGAAAUGAACAGACAAGCAAGAAAUAUCCAGGUUUUACAUCCUUCUGCUUGGUGGCAUUGGUUGAAGACAACAGAAGCUGGAGCAAAGGAAUUGCAGGAUAUCAUUUGGCAGCUGUUAAUGGCUCUCAAAUCAUGCCAUGAUCGUAAUAUCACACAUAGGGAUAUUAAGCCUGAGAACAUGAUAAUAUGUUUUGAAGAUAUGGAAACUGGGAAAUGCCUGCAAGAAGCCCCAAUGGGAGGAAAACAAUAUCGUCUCAAAAUGCGGAUUAUUGACUUCGGCAGUGCAAUUGACGAUGUCACUCUGAAAUAUAUGUAUGGAUCUGGGCCCACUAGAUCUGAGCAGACGUAUGAGUACACUCCUCCAGAAGCUCUUCUCAAUGCUAGUUGGUUUCGUGAGCCUAAGAGUGUAACAUUAAAGUAUGAUAUGUGGAGCGUGGGAGUUGUAAUUUUGGAGUUGAUUUUAGGGUCACCUCAUGUUUUUCAAAUUAGUGAUCGCACUCGUGCUCUACUUGAUAAGCAUCUUGAGGGCUGGAGUGAGCAUACAAUAGAACUUGCUUACAAACUUCGAUCAUACAUGGAAAUGUGCAUAUUGAUUCCGGGGAUAUCCUCACAGCAUCAUCAAAAUGUGAGGAGAGAUGAUCCUAGAAAGGUUUGGCCAGCUUCCUGGAAAUGCUCAGAAGAGUCUUUCUCACAUCAAGUAAAGAGCAGAGAUCCUCUUGGGCUAGGCUUUCCAAAUGCUUGGGCUCUGAGGUUAGUUCGGCAGCUAUUAGUUUGGCAUCCAGAGGACCGUUUGAAUGUUGAUGAUGCUCUUCGUCAUCCCUACUUUCAAAAUCAUCCUGGAAGGAGAGCUCAUGGUGGUGAAUGAGCUUUGCUUGACUUAACUAUUUGGUAGUGCUUCUAAGGCAGCUCCCAUCUUCUGCUUUAGCUUUUGUUUUGAUUUGUUCACCUUGCUGUUUGAUAUAAUGUUAAGAGGCUGACUAGCACUAGUAAUGCUUGUGGGAGAAAUGCAAGAACCGUAAGGCAUCCAAACAUUCUUUUUACAAGAUAAGCUCUCAGCGCCAAAAUGGUGAAGAAAAAUCUAGAAGGAUAGUCCACCGACCAAACCCACUUGACUGAGUUUCUAGUGGAUGACAAAGCAUUGGAUGUCUUCAUUUAUUAUUUAUUUUUUAUUAUUAUAUUAUUAUUCCUGACUGCUAUUGAGGUACAAAGCCAAUGAACUGUUCCAAUUGAUGCUGUGGUGAUCCAUUGCCUUUGUCUUUCUUUCUUUA
Molecule: messenger RNA, 4124 nt
Organism: Dioscorea cayenensis subsp. rotundata (Guinea yam)
Lineage: Eukaryota; Viridiplantae; Streptophyta; Magnoliopsida; Dioscoreales; Dioscoreaceae
Product: probable inactive protein kinase At3g63330
Exons: 22
Coding region: 815-3721 (968 amino acids)
Biological process (GO): protein dephosphorylation; protein phosphorylation; mitotic DNA damage checkpoint signaling
Cellular component (GO): nucleus; cytoplasm; cytosol
Molecular function (GO): protein serine/threonine phosphatase activity; ATP binding; protein serine/threonine kinase activity
Source: RefSeq, a predicted model, not a curated record